Messenger RNA from Paracoccidioides brasiliensis Pb18, 1605 nucleotides. RefSeq lists its product as uncharacterized. Bases 1 to 1605 code for a protein of 534 amino acids. The record is from RefSeq and is a predicted model, not a curated record. The transcript has 2 exons.
AUGGACUCAAUAAGCAGAGAAACCUCUCCCUUGCUCUCAGACCACCGUCGUCGAAGCUCACCAACUACGUCACAGGAUGAGCACCCUCAACGUCGGACGGUUACCUUCGACCCAGCCAUCCGGAGCAGCAUAUCAAAUGAAACAACUACCUCCAGGGACUUUUUAAAGCCUUUUCACACCAGCCAGGCCUCUGGUUCUGGUCAGCCUGUUUUUGCUGCUUUAAACAGCAAGAUCCGUCGUCGACACAGCCAGGGAACCUACAAUGCUGCAGCUUCUGCUUCCUCUCCGGCCCACCCCAAAAUCGGCCCUCAGCGAACAACCAAAAACACCCAGAAGCUUAAAUUACUACCCAAUCCCGUCACGGGGGAAGAGAACCAAUUUGUUGAAGUUGAGAUCCCGAGUGAGGUGUAUUCUCAGAUUACCAGGAUUAAGGAGCCAACCGCCCGAAAACACGCAGCAAGGCUUGGUAAAGCAGACAGAGAUCGUGUACCACGGGUAACGGCAUAUUGCACUGCGAGCUCGUAUAGAAUAGAUGGUGUCAUUCGCUUUCUCAAAUCCCGUACUGAUACUAGAGGUUCCAACCCGAAACUUUUCGAUGAAUGUGUUUAUUCACCGUACAACUAUGACCACGAAGAAAAGAAGCGCCUCAUUUCCCAUGGGAAGAAUGGACAGGAAGUGUCGAACAUCCGAAAGAUUCAUGGUCCAGAGGAGCGUCGUUUUUCUGAUAGUGAAAUCCAAACUGAGGACCGGAAAAGCGAAGAGCAGGAACUCUCUCUUGAUAUCCCGGAUAUACACCAAGACUCACCAUCAACCACUGCGGGCUCCUCUGCCGCCAGUGCCUCUCCCCACGCAAUAGCCCCGAUAUCCACUCCUGACGAUAACCAUAACGGAUCUGAUUUGGACACAUCAAUCCACACACCAGAAAUAUUUCUCUUCGACUACGGCACCGUAGUAAUAUGGGGCAUGACGCCAGCCCAAGAAACCCGUUUCCUCCACGAAGUAUCCAAAUUCGCCAGCGCCGUUCUUAGUCCCGAAGACACACAGGUCGAAAACUUCAAUUUCUACUACACCCGUGACUACCAAGCACGCAUCUACAACGACUUCAUCUCCCUGCAAGAUCCACAUAAUUACAUGACCAAGCUCGCCAUUUCCCACGCCCUCUCUCAGUCCGUCAAGACAUCGCUGUUCGAAGAUCUUGUUUCAGAAACCAUCGCGAAGACAUCCCCGUUACCCGCGCAGAUUGCUGAGACGGGCAGUGUAAAUCUCACGCGAAGACAGAUAAAUAUGCAGAUUGGUGAACUGUUUAUUCUGCGCAUUAAUAUACAUCUCCAGGGGUCUGUUCUUGAUAGUCCUGAACUCAUGUGGGCGGAGCCACAGCUUGAGCCCGUUUACCAGGCUGUGCGCAGUUAUCUGGAGAUGGACCAGCGGGUCGGGCUGUUGACAGAGAGAUUGGAAGUUAUUGCAGACUUGCUUGCGGUUUUGAAGGAUCAGUUAAGUCAUCGGCAUGGGGAGUAUUUGGAAUGGAUUGUUAUUAUUCUCAUCGCUACUGAAAUUGUUGUUGCCGCGAUAAAUAUUAUCGUCGACCUGUACGCUGGAGUUGAUUAA